Egretta garzetta (little egret) is the source of this 3777-nucleotide messenger RNA. It is a transcript of the gene MMS22L, whose product is annotated as MMS22 like, DNA repair protein. The record is from RefSeq and is a predicted model, not a curated record. Lineage: Eukaryota; Metazoa; Chordata; Aves; Pelecaniformes; Ardeidae. Gene Ontology annotation, cellular component: nuclear replication fork. Gene Ontology annotation, biological process: replication fork processing; double-strand break repair via homologous recombination.
AAAAUGGAUGAUGACUUUGUGGCUUCCUCCACACCCCCGUUUCUCACGGAAAGCUUGGAGAUGGCAAUGGAAGUGGAGAAUGAGAACUCAAAGCCGCCUUGUUUUUCCUGUGCUUUUGACAACCAAAAUGGAGGGAGAAGCUUCUCUGCAGAGUCUUAUUUAGCAAGUGGAUCUCUUAAGAGGGCUUUGCUGAGACUAGAUCCUUCUCCAAAUGACUAUGAAGAUGAUGUAGUGGAAAUGUUUGGCUUUCAGUGGGUUACUGAAAUGGCGUUAGUUGAAUCCUGUGGAAUUCUCUUUGGAUUACUUAGGCAACAGAUAUACAGACUGGAAAACCUAGUACAAAUGAGUUCAUCUGAUUUUGGUCAAGCUGCAAACUUGCACUCUGAAGCAGAGAGCAUCAGGCAUCAAUGUAUUGAGUUUUUGCAUUAUGUGAAAGUUUUCAUCUUCAGGUAUGUGGAACCCCCUAGAGUGGAAAAUGAUGAAAUGCUCCAUCCAUAUGAAGAACUAGAAGCGCAGUUACCAUCAAUGUUGGUGGAAGAGCUUCAUGCUUUGACCAUGCAUAUUGGUCACAUUUAUGAACUCCCUAGUAGUGUCCUGGCAGCGUUUACUAUUCAACAUCAGGCAAAGGUCUUUCCCCCAUCAUGGCAUUUACUACACCUCCACUUGGAUAUUAAUUGGCUAGUAUUGGAAAUUCUUCAUGUACUAGGUGAAAAAAUGAUGAGACAAGUUGUAUAUGCUAACCGUUUCAUAAAUCUAACUGGAGAGAAUUUAACCAGUAUCAGUUUAUUUGAAACACACUGUGGAAAUCUCAUAUCUGAUUUAAUAAGCUUAUCAAUCAACAAGUAUAUAAAGGUGAGACCUUCUGAGGCUCUUACUAGUCACCAUUAUCCCUGUACCUGCAUUAAAGAAUUAUGGAUUCUACUUAUUCAGCUGCUUGACCACAGAAAUAAAGGGUCUCACACAGAGUGUUUCUGGAGCUUGGUGAACAAUACUCUCAAGAAUGUCUUUGAAAGGCCAAGUAGUUCUGAAAAGGUGUCUGGUUUUGAAACAAUUCAGUGUAAAGACCCAUUGAGUUUUAGCUGGUGGAUUAUUACUCAUCUGGCAUCACUCUACCAGUUUGACCGUAACGGAAAUCUAGAUGAAAAGAGGCAGAAGGAAUCCAAUUGGAAAUUUGUGGAAGAACUCCUUAAAAAAUCCACUGAUGCUCAAACUGGUGUGUUAGAGGAACACUUACGAAUGCAUCUUCAGUGCUGUUUGAGUUUGUGUAGUUUCUGGGACUUGAACCUAUCUAUUGUCACCAUACUCUGGGAUUAUUACAGCAAGAACCUGAACAGCUGCUUUACUGUUCCUUGGCUUGGUCUCAAGGGUCUGGCAAAUAUCAGUAAAACUUCUUUGUCAAUGCUUGAGUUGGUGAAAAGUUGCUGUUGUGAACAGCAGAUCCCCACCCUUUACAAGUCCAGCAACAGUUACUUCAUUUUUCUCAGCAUUUUGGCACGGAUGAUGAAAGAAGAGGCACAGAACAGUGAUGUGCAUCCUUGGAAACAAAUUAAAGGACGAAUUUAUUCCAAAUUCCAUCGGAGAAGAAUGCGGGAGCUGACAGAAGUGGGGCUGCAGAACUUUUUUAACCUGUUCCUCAUGCUGGCAAUUGUUGCAGAGACAGAAGAUAUAGUGAGUCGAGUGUUGGAUCUUCUGGAUUUCCUGACUCCAUCUUCCAUCACUGUGUCUCAGAGAGCUCUUAUCUGGAGAGGCCAUUUUGCUUUCCUUUUGAUUUACGUUGAGAAGAACAUGGACAUUAGUGUCCUAGCUGAGAAACUCUCAAAUUCUUUCCGUGAGAAGGCAAAGGAGUUUUUAGUAACCAAAAAUGACUACACACAGAAACAAAAUCUCUGGACUCUACUUUCAACCUACAUUGAUGGUGUCCAAGAAGUGUUUGAGACCAGCUGCUACUUGAGCCUUUCUGAGGAAAAGUUGCUAAAUGAUGGCUUUACUAUGCUGCUGCCUGCUUGUCGAGGAGCUGAACUGAGUAUGGUCCUAAAUUUUCUUCAGGUUGUUCUAGCCAGACUUCGGAGUGUGCACAAACGAGCGAACCAGGGACUUCAAGUAGGGAGCACGGCCCUAGAUGCCCAGCUUCCAUUAGUGGCUAAAGUGAAGAGCCAGAGAAUGUCACAGAUGCCACCUUCCCCACAGCUUGCUGAUACAGCUGCAGGUUUUACUCUCUUAGCUUUGGAUAUACCCAGCAAAGCCCUAUCAGAUCUUCAGCCACAGCCUGUUCUAUCAAUGAUGCAGCUGUUUGGAUGGGAUGACAUGGUGUGGCCUCAGCUGGUGUCAAGAUACCUAAGUCACCUAAUUCAAAACAGUGCACUGUGUGAAUCUUUUUCCAGUAUGGGUUAUACAUCCUAUGAAGCUUUGACAGUACGUUCUUGGUUUCGAUGCGUUUUGCAAAUGUUCAUAGAUCAACCGCCUGGUAUGCUGGCCAAGACAGAUGCUGAGCGAACAGUUGGGAAAGCCUAUAUGGACCAGCUGACUGAAAUGACAAGACUUAUUUUUAAACUCUCAGAAGUAGAAAACAUUCUUUCAAAGGCUCAUGUUGAAGAGUCACUUUUCAAGCAAGACCCUAAAAACGCUCUUGUCCAGUUCAUUAAGGCUGUUGGUAGAACUUACAGUGGCCUUCAGACGCUCCCUGAGAAAUCUGCUAUGGUAGCAAAGACUCUGGAGUAUUUAGGUGAUGUGCUAAAGUAUGUAAAACCUUAUCUGAAGGUAAAAGGACCUCCGGAAGGUCUGCAGCUUACAUAUUGGAUCAUAGGAUGUCUGGUAAAGUUCUGGGCACCAAUACUGGCUACUUCCAAAGCGCAACAACUCUUGUUCCGCAUUGUGGAUUGCUUACUGCUGCCACAUUCUGUGCUCCAGCAGGACAAAGAGCUGCCUGUGGCUUUGCUGUCUGCCAUUCAGGAAAGCCUACCUCUUUAUCUUCAGGGCCUGUCCUUUAUAUGUUGUCAGUCCCAAACCCAGGGGGCCUAUUUAAAUCAACUGCUUGGGAGCAUUAUUCAACAGUAUUUUGGACGAUUUCUGCCGCCUUCUCCGACUGCACUUGGAGCCGGACAGCAUCCUAUGCUGACUGCUUUAUGCAGUUCCAUUACAGCCCCCCAGAUGCUCCGUCUACGGAAGACCACUCUGCAUGUCAUAAAUGAAAACUUCAUGCAGUUCAAAGGUAACGCUCCACCUCCUCGCUUGGCCUCAGUUCUUGCUUUCAUUCUCGAAGUACUUCAGAGAACCCAGAGCGCUGGACUAUGUGACGUGGACUUAGUUCUCCCGGCCGUGUUGAAAUGCAUGGUGUUGGUUAAUGAGCUACAAGUUAAAAAAUUAUCUACAGACAUUGUACAGUCCAUGGUAGAAGGCUGCCAAGCAGGGUCAGGAGGAGAACGUGCCACCCAGCUGACUUCUGUGUUUAGGCAGUUUAUCCAGGAGUAUACUGCCGUGUAUGAUCACCGGGUUUUCAGCAUACUCGAAACAGUGGCAGUCUUGGAUCAGACGUUCGUUACCAGCCUGAUUCCCACAAUCACACAGUCUCUGAAGGAUUCAGAGCACAAACAAGGUCUUGGAAGAAAUGCUGCACAGAGAGAAGCCUAUAAAAGACUCUUAUCUCACCUCACAGAGGCUGGACAAGAAGAGAUACAAAAACUGGAACAUGAGACAGGUUAGCAGUGUGCUGGUGAUUAAUCAUUUCCUCUUGAGUGUUCCGACACUGCCAGUACUUAAAGCAAGCUGCACUCUACAACA